This is a messenger RNA of Recurvomyces mirabilis, 396 nucleotides long. RefSeq lists its product as uncharacterized. Bases 1 to 396 code for a protein of 131 amino acids. The transcript is spliced from 2 exons. The record is from RefSeq and is a predicted model, not a curated record. Lineage: Eukaryota; Fungi; Ascomycota; Dothideomycetes; Mycosphaerellales; Teratosphaeriaceae.
AUGAAUGAUACGGAGGAUCUCGUUGAGAGUACCGAGGGAGCGGGUGUUGCUGUUAUGCCGACGGGUGACAGGGGUGGGAGCAAAGUCGUGCUGGGAAAGGAGGCCAUCGGGAAGACUACGAUUGGCAUGAAGCCGAGCACCAUCCCUCUCGAAGGAAACGAUCCAGAAGAAAUUGGCAAGAACACCACCGCCUCAGCCUCGGGCUUGGGCUCAGGCGAAGAUCGGGCUGGCGCUGUUGCUGCAAAGAAGGGCAAGGGUCCUUAUAAUACGGAUAGUGAGGACGAUGAGACUUACGAUGAUGAUGAUGGAGAGGAUGAUGGGUGCUGGGAGGAGGACGAUGAUGCUUGGCAGGGUGGUAGGGGGUGGGGGAGUGGGAAGUUCCGGUCGGAGCGUUGA